GAUAUCGUCUUCCAACUCUUAACACUGAAUCUGAAUCCCAACCUAAACCAAUAAAUUCCCCACAAUUUGAUACCUUAAAGUUUAAGCAACAUAAUCCUAAAUUAUGCAGCCAUUGAUCAGCCUAGAAAUAUAGCAGCAGAGUUCUUUCGAUUUUUUUUAAGAAAAAAAUGGUGAACAGAGGCCAUAGGACAACAAGAAGAACAUCUCAUUUCUCAAUCACUCUCUACAUUUUCCUCCUCUUUGUUUUCUCAAUAUUCGUUUUCUUUUUCUAUUCUAAAGAUAUAUCAGAAGAUGAUAGAAAUCCUCUCGUAAUAUCGGAGAAGAAGGAGCCCGAAUCCGAAGAGAAUGCAGAUAAUUCUGUCUGGGAAGCUUCACACAGCCAUGGUUUACAUCCAUGCGUCAAGCCAACUGUGAGAUAUAAAGCUGCUCUAGGAUGGAAUCGCUACUUGACUGUUAAAAGUAAUGGUGGAUUAAAUCAAAUGAGGACGGGUAUAGCUGACAUGGUGGCAGUGGCACACGUAAUGAAUGCAACUUUGGUAAUUCCUCAAUUGGACAAGCGAUCGUUCUGGCAAGAUUCAAGUACAUUUUCAGAUAUAUUUGAUGAGAACCAUUUCAUUGAAACAUUACAAGGGGACCUCAGGAUUAUUAAAGAGCUUCCCAAAGAAAUAGAAUCAUUACCUCGAGCUAGGAAGCACUUUACGUCAUGGUCAGGAGUGGGUUACUAUGAAGAAAUGACACAAUUGUGGAAGGAGCAUCAGGUAAUUCAUGUUGCUAAAUCUGAUUCUCGCCUUGCAAACAAUGAACUGCCUCUUGAUAUUCAGAGAUUAAGAUGUCGUGCUCUAUAUAAUGCUCUCCGCUUCUCUCCUCCUAUUGAGAGACUUGGAAAGGGUUUGGUAAUACAUAUGAUGAAACUACAGAAGCUUGUGAACCGGCUCCGAACAAGAGCAAGUAGAUAUGUUGCACUCCAUUUGAGAUAUGAGAAGGACAUGCUAUCUUUUACUGGCUGUACGUACGGUCUUACUGAUGCAGAAGCGGAGGAGCUUCGCGUGAUGAGAGAGAAUACAAAUCAUUGGAAGAUUAAGGUUAUCAACUCAACUGAACAGAGAAUUGAUGGUUUCUGCCCUCUCACUCCGAAGGAGGUUGGAUUAUUUCUUCAGGCUCUUGGUUAUCCUCCGUCAACAUUGAUUUAUAUUGCUGCUGGAGAAAUUUAUGGUGGUAACACUCACCUCUCAGAGCUCACAUCUCACUUUCCUAAUGUUAUUUUCAAGGAAAUGCUGGCAACGCCAGAAGAACUGAGAGGGUUUGCCAAUCAUGCCUCACAAACUGCAGCACUCGAUUAUCUCAUCUCUGUAGAGAGUGAUGUUUUCAUUCCAUCACACUCAGGUAAUAUGGCAAGAGCAGUUGAGGGGCACCGCAGAUUCUUAGGCCACCAAAAAACAAUCACUCCUGACAGGAAAGGCUUAGUUGAAAUAUUUGAUAACCUGGAAGCUGGUCAGCUUGAAGGACCAUCAUUUUCACAUCUUGUCAAGCAUUUGCAUAAGAACAGGCAAGGCGCUCCAAGAAAAAGAGCUGGUGCUCCCCCGGGAGUCAAAGGCAAGGCGCUCCAAGAAAAAGAGCUGGUGCUCCCCCGGGAGUCAAAGGUCGAGCAAGAUCAAGACUGGAAGAGCCAUUUUACCAAAAUCCAUAUCCGGAGUGUAUAUGCAGUUCUAGAACCAGAGUGAGAAAAUAAAGGGGUUACUUCUUGUCUGCUUCCAGCCAGCAGGUCUCUCUUGUUCUCAGUCAUCUAAAUGCCUGAAAUCAUAUAUUUUCAACCAUCUUAUUCAACUUCAGUUUCUCUGUUCCUGAUUAUUUGUUGGCCAUUUUAGCUAUGGUGGUAACUAAGCUUUCAAUUUUUGUACAUUAGACUAGUGAUUAAGUAUCUUGGUACAUAUGCAAUAUGGCCUUUUCUUGUCCAUCUCUCACACUCCUCAAUCCCUCUUACACCAAUUUUUUUUCCAGUAUUUAUCUUUGUAAACAAAUAAUGAUAUAUUGGAAUCA
Messenger RNA from Nicotiana tabacum (common tobacco), 2037 nucleotides. NCBI's taxonomy places the organism in Eukaryota, Viridiplantae, Streptophyta, Magnoliopsida, Solanales, Solanaceae. The record is from RefSeq and is a predicted model, not a curated record.